AUGUGGGGGACGAUGUUGAGUGGGAGGAGGCAUUCGGAAACUCAUGAAGCCCAUUCUGGCCAAGAGGAGGUCGAGACCGGCUCCGAGGUGGAGGAGGCUGGCAUCUGUGACGCCGUCGAGAUCGACGGCUCCGAUCUCGAUGACCCGCAAGAGGUCCCCUCGGCAGCGACCGUCUCGUUCUCGAGCUUGCUCUACACGCACAAGAUGCAUGCCCUGGCAAGCAUGAACAAAAACCACUCCAGGGCUGCCUUCUAUCGCGACUACGUGCAGAAAGGCUUGAGAGCGCUGAGACCGGAGAUGCGAGUUGCUUCUGCGCCGGACCUUGGGGCCCUUGAACGACCUCCAGGAUCAGCACCCCCAGAUCACCCUUUGCGGCUCACCGCACGUCAAUGA
This is a messenger RNA of Symbiodinium natans, 393 nucleotides long. The record is from the annotation of a GenBank genome assembly. Lineage: Eukaryota; Dinophyceae; Suessiales; Symbiodiniaceae.